CAGUGGGAUUUUAAUCAGUUUAUUGCAAUGUCUAAAUGGAAGGCUAAAAGUGGCCUCGCAUGCAAUAAAAUCUUUAUGGAAUGGAUGAGAGAAAGAAUAGCAAGCGGAGAAAAAAAUGUAAAGAUCCCUGACUCUGGGGAACGUUUUAGUUAUAUCGCUGUGAAUGACGGUCCUCGUUAUAAAAAAGAUAGUUCAAAAUCGACAAGAAAGGGUGAUUACAUGGAGUUUCCGGAAAUUGUAAAAGAGUUUAAUAUGAAGAUAGAUAUUGGUCAUUAUUUAGAACAAACAGUAGGAAUGUGUGCACGUUUUAUCAAUGAGGACGAUAUGUUCCUACCACCCUUAUCAGAUAAAAUAAUGCAGAUUAAAGAUUCAGAUAUAAGAGAAAAACAGAUCAAUAAAUAUUCUCAGAAAAAAGCAAAAAACUGGCUUAUUAAAUAUAUCAAGAGUCUUCAAUAA
Messenger RNA from Funneliformis geosporum, 456 nucleotides. The record is from the annotation of a GenBank genome assembly. Lineage: Eukaryota; Fungi; Glomeromycota; Glomeromycetes; Glomerales; Glomeraceae.